Messenger RNA from Rhodotorula toruloides NP11, 394 nucleotides. RefSeq lists its product as uncharacterized. The transcript has a single exon. The annotation marks the transcript as partial. Lineage: Eukaryota; Fungi; Basidiomycota; Microbotryomycetes; Sporidiobolales; Sporidiobolaceae. The record is from RefSeq and is a predicted model, not a curated record.
CUCGACCGGCAAGACUCUCCCAGGCGCACUCGGCGGUACAGGCCGCACACGAGCUCGCGCAUUCUCUUUCCUCAGCGUCGCAGGGCAGCCCGCCGCGACCUCCCUCUCGGCACCUUCUCCCGCGACAGGCGACACCCCCUUCGUCGGCGGAGCCUACGACUUUGCGCUCGCUGCAGACGAGCUAGAUCCGUCUGAGGACGAGGAUGACGACGAGGUGGGCCACGAGAUGCGUGCGCUGGGUGGCGGAUCCUCGGGCGCGAAGAUGUCGGCUGCGUCGUCGUAUCGCAUGCGCUUCCAGCCGCUCGAGGCGCACGAGCUCGCGUGGAUGGCGGUCAGCGCCGCGGCUGUUACGGGCUUGACGGUUGCGGCGGCGGUUUUGGCGUUUGUCGGAUGA